This is a messenger RNA of Linum trigynum, 405 nucleotides long. Lineage: Eukaryota; Viridiplantae; Streptophyta; Magnoliopsida; Malpighiales; Linaceae. The record is from the annotation of a GenBank genome assembly.
AUGGGUCGAGUAAAAAUUAACACAGAUGCAAGAGUUUUUGGUGAUGAGGACGUUGGUCUUGGUAUGGUAGUUCGUUACUCAGAGGGACGUUUUGUGAUGGCUGUUGCCAAACGGGUGAGUGGAAGAUGGUCGGUGGAGGAAGCUGAAGCUCUUGCUGCGGAAUUCGGAGCACAAGUGGCGUAUCAGAAUCACGUGCACAACCCGGUCCUGGAAAUCGACAACCAAACUAUAGUGGAGAAGAUAACAAGAGCAAAGUCCAUUCUUUCAGAGCCGGGCACCAUUUGUCGAAGUACACGAAGGUAUCUCUCUUUGAUGGGUUUGCGAGCUGGCAACAUGUUAAUAGAAAAGGAAAUAUGGCAGCACAUGUCAUGGCACAUUCCGAAACUAGGUGGGAUGAGAGGGUAG